Messenger RNA from Colius striatus (speckled mousebird), 5061 nucleotides. RefSeq names its product dystrophin related protein 2 (gene DRP2). The transcript has 21 exons. Lineage: Eukaryota; Metazoa; Chordata; Aves; Coliiformes; Coliidae. The coding region runs from base 73 to 2436 and encodes 787 amino acids. Gene Ontology annotation, biological process: synaptic signaling. Gene Ontology annotation, cellular component: plasma membrane. Gene Ontology annotation, molecular function: protein binding; zinc ion binding. The record is from RefSeq and is a predicted model, not a curated record.
CUGUCGGCUCAGCUGCCCCUGCGGGGCGACGUCCUCCUGGUGCAGCAGGAGAAGGAGACGCACGCGGCUUUCAUGGAAGAGGUGAAGUCUCGAGGACCAUAUAUUUACUCUGUCCUGGAGUCAGCACAGGCUUUCCUUUCCCAGCAUCCAUUUGAGGAAUUGGAAGAACAAACCUCAGAAAGUAAAGACGUGUCCCCUCGGCAGCGGCUGCAGAGCCUGAGCCGCUUUGUGUGGAAGCAGGCCAACGUGGCCAGCGAGCUGUGGGAGAAGCUCACGGCCCGCUGCGUGGACCAGCACCGCCACAUCCAACGCACCCUGGAGCAGCUGCUGGAGAUUAAAGGGGCCAUGGAGGAGCUCAGUGUCACCCUGGACCAGGCUGAAAGCGUGAGGGAGACCUGGGAACCCAUUGGGGACCUGUUCAUUGACUCCUUGCCGGAGCACAUCCAGUCCACCAAGCUGUUCAAAGAGGAGCUGUCCCCCAUGAAGGAUGGAGUGAAAGUGGUCAAUGACCUUGCACACCAGCUUGCCAUCUCAGAUGUCCACCUGUCCAUGGAGAACUCCCGUAGCCUGGAGCAGAUCAACACCCGCUGGAAGCAGCUGCAGGCCUCCAUCAACGACCGGCUGAAGCAGCUCCAGGAUGCUCACCGGGACUUUGGACCAGGCUCCCAGCACUUCCUGUCCUCCUCUGUCCAGGUGCCCUGGGAGCGAGCCAUCUCCCCCAACAAAGUGCCAUACUACAUCAACCACCAGGCCCAGACAACGUGCUGGGACCACCCAAAGAUGACAGAGUUGUACCAGACACUAGCUGAUUUGAACAACAUCAAGUUCUCGGCGUACCGGACAGCGAUGAAGCUGCGGCGGGUGCAGAAAGCCCUGAGAUUGGACAUGGUGACCCUGGCCACAGCCUUGGAGAUCUUCAACGAGCACGACCUGCAGCCCAGCGAGCGGGCGAUGGACGUGGUGGAGGUGAUCCACUGCCUCACCUCCCUCUACGAGAGGCUGGAGGAGGAGAGGGGCAUCCUGGUGAACGUGCCCCUCUGCGUGGACAUGAGCCUCAACUGGCUGCUCAACGUCUUUGACAGUGGCCGCAGCGGGAAGAUGAGGGCUCUCUCCUUCAAGACGGGCAUCGCGUGUCUGUGCGGGACGGAGGUCAAGGAGAAGUUUCAGUAUCUCUUCAGCCAAGUGGCCAACGCCGGGGGCCUGUGUGACCAGCGGCACCUGGGCGUCCUGCUCCACGAAGCCAUCCAGGUGCCACGGCAGCUGGGCGAGGUGGCGGCCUUCGGGGGCAGCAACGUGGAGCCCAGCAUCCGCAGCUGCUUCCGCUUCAGCAACGGGAAAGCUGCCAUCGAGGCGUCGCAGUUCCUGGAGUGGGCCAACCUGGAGCCGCAGUCCAUGGUGUGGUUGGCCGUGCUGCACCGGGUGACCGUGGCCGAGCAGGUGAAGCACCAGACCAAGUGCUCCGUGUGCCGCCAGUGUCCCAUCAAGGGCUUCAGGUACCGGAGCCUGAAGCAGUUCAAUGUGGAUAUCUGCCAGACUUGCUUCCUGACGGGCCGAGCCAGCAAGGGCAACAAGCUGCACUACCCCAUCAUGGAGUACUACACCCCGACUACAUCCAGUGAGAACAUGAGAGACUUUGCCACAACGCUGAAGAACAAGUUUCGUUCCAAGCAGUACUUCAGCAGACACCCGCAGCGCGGUUACCUGCCCGUGCAGUCCGUGCUCGAGGCUGACUUCUCCGAGACCCCAGCCUCCUCCCCGAUGCUGCCACACGCCGACACCCACUCCAGGAUUGAGCACUUUGCCAGCAGGCUUGCAGAGAUGGAAAGCCAGAACUGCUCCUUCUUCAAUGACAGCCUGUCCCCUGAUGACAGCCUGGACGAGGACCAGUACCUGCUGCGCCAUUCCAGCCCCAUCACUGACAGAGAGCCUGGGGGCAGCCAGCAGCCUCCAGGAAACCUCAGCACUGAAGGCAAGGGAGAGCUGGAGCGAAUCCUGGCCCACUUAGAGGAUGAAAACAGGAUCCUGCAGGGGGAGCUGAGGCGUUUGAAGUGGCAGCAUGAUGAGGCAGUGGAGUCCCCAACGCUGGCUACGGGCUCCCCUGAGGCAGUGCAGGAGCCACACAACGAGGAGCUGCUGGCUGAGGCGAGAAUGCUGCGGCAGCACAAGAGCCGCCUGGAGACACGCAUGCAGAUCCUGGAGAGCCACAACAGGCAGCUGGAGUCCCAGCUGCAGAGGCUGAGGGAGCUGCUGCUGCAGGUAAGCCUCCAGCAGAGUCAGAUGGCAAUGGUUCAGCAGCUUCUUCCCUGGCUUCUUCUCCACAUCAGUCUGAAGGCAGCCAGGCAAAGGAGAAAGAGCACAACACCCCUGACACUGAAGCUGCAGAUGAGGUGGAAGCCAAAAGCCACGAAGUCAGCGUGUGCCUGGAAGACAUCAUAGAGAAGCUGCGGAGUGCUUUCCCCAACUCACGAGCACCUCCAGCCAUGGGCUAACACUGCUGGCGCUGGCGGGUGGCCUGGACACAGAGGAGGAGGAGGAGGAGGAGGAGGAAGAGGUUCCACACCUGCAAGGAGAGACAUCAGAGCUGCCAAGACCAAGCAGAUUGCCCCAGCUGAGCUGCAAGGCAGCCUCCUGCCCUGCUCAGGGUGGCCAGACCUGGCAGCAUGGAGGCUGCAGCCAUCCCCCUCAGCCAGCUCCUGGCCUCAGCCCUGGCCAGGCCCCUCUGCAGGGCAGGUCGAGGCCCCAGGUCCCUGGUGAGAGGGAAGGGAUGGUGCAAGCUCUGCUGGCUGCCCAUGGAUGGCUCUUCCCAGCAGGGAGGGGACUGGGGGUGUGGAUGGACCUUCACUUGUCUGCUGGGUUUUGGUGUUGGUGUUUGUGCUGUCCCUCUGUGCCACAGGCUGCCCAUGGGUGUGCUGGGGGCAGAUGUUGCUUGGUGCCAACACUAACAGGAGAUGGGGGAGAGCUUCCUUCUCUGGCUAUGCAGACCCUCACCUGCUUUCUGCCAUCCCUGAGCAGGAUUGUCCUGGCUCUGCAGCAGCUCUGUUCUAACCACUAUCUCCUGGUCUUAUUCUCCUGACCUAUCCAUUUCUCUUUCAGGUAUGACCUCUCUUAUCUAACACCUCCUGUGAGCCAGAGGCUUUCCUAACCAGAUACCUGGCUGCUUUCCUCCCCCUCCUCUCCCUGCCAUGCUCCCUGUGCUGCAGCAGGCCUCACACAGACUCCCUCUGAGCCGGUUGUGCAGGAUGCUCACCAGCUCCAGAAGAUCUCAGGGGAACAUAGGUCAUGCAGGAGCAUGGGACUGGGAACUCCCCAGGAGGUUGCUUUUGGUCCAGGCCUGGGUGGAAAGGUUCAGAAGGAACUGAAGCAGUGCCAGCUGCUGUCUCCCCUGGUGCUCCUGGGCUGCUGCCUUUGUCUGCAGUCCUCAGGGGAUGCAGAGCUCAGCAUCCCGGCUCCUCUUCACCUGUGCCCAGGGGCCUCCGAGGUUAUGGGCACCAAAACACUCCUGGAGCCACCUGGUUUUUAAAAAGAACUCUUUCUAACAGCACCUAGCUGCCAGCCUUAUGGACUGAACCCUCUCUGCCACCCAGGGCCCUGCAGCCAGCCAGGCACAGACCUGCUGGGGAGGACCAGCGAGGUUUGUGGAGGAGGGACGAGUCCAUGUCAGAGCUUCAGCCCAGCUAGUAGCCUUAUCCUGAUAGGGUCUUUAUCACACAGCCUUAUCAUUUAACUUGCAUCUAUUUCUAUAUAUUAUAUAUAUAUUCUGUACUUAAAAUACUCUCAUGGACUCACUCCAUUCAAUUCUAAUGCUGGUCCAGCUCCCACAGGGGCUCAGCACCUUCCCUGCUGCUGGCCCUGCCUUGGGGCAGAGCUGCUGUGGGGGAAGCUCAGCAGAGGGCCAGGCUGGCAGCAGGAACUCUGUCCCCAACCUGGUUUCCAGGGGAGCUGUGCCUUUGCUGUGGCACAGAGAGCCUGUCCUGAGCAGCCCCAGGGCAGCCUUGGCUCCUGGGGCCAUCCAUCCCCAUAGCACUGCAGGAAGGGCUGUCUCGAGCCCCAGCUCCAGCCAUGGGGCCAGUGGGACGUUGGGCUGUGGUGCAGGAGCCCUGUGGUGUGGGGCAGGCAGCAGGACAGACAGAGCACCUCUUUGAGUGUCUUCCCUGCUGCUGUCCUCCAGUUUGAGCUGGGCUGAAGGUGCCAGAGGCACUGCUUAGAUGCAGGUGAGUCCCACCAGGCAGGGGGGAGGCAGUUCCACAAGCUGCUGGUGCUGGCUCCUGGCCCCAAAGGCUCCCCUGGGCUGUCUCAUGCCCUGUUAUGUUGAGAAAGAGGUAGAGUCAGGUGCUGUGGGGUGCCCCAGAGCAGAGGCUGAGGUGGCUCUGAUGCUCUGGGGCCACAGGCUGUGAGGGGAGGAGAUGCCUGAGCCCUCAGGGCAGGGCAGGGUGCAGGCAUGAAGCAUCCUGCCCCACAUCAGGCUUGCUGCAAGGACAGGGACGGGGCUGUUGUCACUGGCUGUGAGGGGAACGUGGUGCUUUGUGCUCAGGGAGGUUUGGCCCCAGGCACAGGGGGUGCAGGUGGCUUUGCUGUGUGGGCAGGGGCAGGAAGCAGUGCCCAUGGUGCUGUGGGUCCCAUGGCUGGGAGCUGGUGCUGCAGUGUCCCCAGCAGUGAGGAGGAGGUUGGGGUGUGCUGUCCUUGCCCACCCCCUCACACCCAGGAGGGCAGCAGUGGGGACAUUGGUGUUGAGCUGCUUGUUUGAGGGGCCACGUGCCAGCCUGUGAGACCCAGCUGGACCCCAGUUAUCCCAGGGGCAGGAUGGGGGAGCAUGGCUUUGGCCUGAGGGUGAGGUCAGGAUUUACCCAGCUUGGGGUGAGGGGGGAGCUGGAGGAAGGGAAGGGCAGGAAGAGGGCACCCCAGUGCCAGGCUGGGUGCUGGAGCUGUGUUUGGGAGGUGGGAUGCAGCAGGGAGGGCAGCAGGCUGGCUGAUGCUGUGGUAACCAUGGAGUGAGGGGCUGCUGCCCUCACUGCUUUGUGCAAUCUCUGCUCUGGAAAGAGAAUAAAUUGGUAUUUAUACUGA